This is a messenger RNA of Anguilla rostrata (American eel), 2454 nucleotides long. RefSeq names its product ly6/PLAUR domain-containing protein 1-like. NCBI's taxonomy places the organism in Eukaryota, Metazoa, Chordata, Actinopteri, Anguilliformes, Anguillidae. The record is from RefSeq and is a predicted model, not a curated record. Gene Ontology annotation, molecular function: acetylcholine receptor inhibitor activity. The transcript is spliced from 3 exons. Bases 310 to 723 code for a protein of 137 amino acids. Gene Ontology annotation, biological process: acetylcholine receptor signaling pathway.
GUUUGCGUGAUGGGUCUAGUUAAUAUGCAUGUCUACGGAUGAAGUCAGUGGGGGCGUUGUCCCAACCUCAUUUACAGUGACAGACGGCCUCUGUGAUGAGAGCUGCUACUGCCCUCGCAUGUAAACCAAGUUGAAAGAACUUAAGUCUUUCUUGCGAAACUGUCAGUGCUGUCGGAGCUACUGGUGGGUCCGGUACUGUCAUGAAAUACUGCUUCUGCUAAAAAUUUACUUGGCUGAAGGAUGACUUUUGUCUUUUAAAACCCUCGCGCUUUCGAAGACAGCGAGCGAGCUGUCGAUGGAGAUGGGAAAAUGCGGCUGCUGGUAUUCUACGUUGCCUUCUGUGGAUGUGUUUUCAGCUCUGCUUGGCCCUUGCAGAUGCAGUGUUACCACUGCGAGGAGAACCUGCUGGGCAAUGACUGCUCCGCCCCCCAGUUCAUUGUCAACUGCACCACCAACAUCCAGAACGGCUGUCAGAAGGAGGUCAUAGUGGGGGUGAACGGUGUGUCGUACCGCAAGGCCUGCGCCUCGUUCACCACCUGCCUGGUGGUGUCGGCGGGGUACCAGUCCUUCUGCUCCCCGGGCCGCGUGGGGUCCGUGUGCAUCAGCUGCUGCAACACGCCCCUCUGCAACGGGCCACGCCCUCCCCGCAUCUCCCUGGCGUCCGCCCUCCGGCCCCUCCCGCCCCUUCUGCUCCUCACCGGGACGCUGGCCACUCUGCUCUGAUCGGGACAACCCUACUCGGCCCCCGCCCCCGCCGCCCCCCCCCCACCGCCACCCCCAUCCCCAUCCCAGCCCGUCCCAGCCCAGCCGAGAGGAAAGCUCAGACAGGGUUGCUUUCUUUUGUCGUUUGUCAGAAGUCGGAGAUGUACAGCGCCGGACGGACCUCGUGCGAAAACCACAGGCCUUCUCAGCCGCGGCGGCGCGGCUCGCUAGCAGAAGCGCGGCUCGCUAGCAGAAGCGCGGCUCGCUAGCAGAAGCGCGGCUCGCUAGCAGAAGCGCGGCUCGCUAGCAGAAGCGCGGCGCGGAGCGGCGUGAUGAGGGGCGAUCUGCGGAGGCGGACGGUUUUUGGCAGCCGCCGCCCGCCCAUUUGUUCGGCGUGACUCAUUUUUUGACGCUGGCCCAAAGCGGGCAGGUGCAGUCCAGGAAUCUGGAACGGCCUCGUCUGCGCCGCGAUGGGCCGUUAAACGUUUUACGAGGCCUCCGAUUGCUCGCCGCCGAAUUGGACGGGGGGGGGGGGUCGGCGAAUGUCCGUCCCAGAAUGUAAAACAAGCAGAACCACAUCCAAGCCACCGAGUGUCAAUAGAAGGCCUGUCGUGUCCCGGCUCUAAACACUGGCGGUACACGGUGCUGUACCACUUACAUUUGACACUAGCCCUGACAACGUACUAAGGACCGUCUGGUCCCAGGUAAAAGGUGCAAGCUGAUAGUGGCCGUAUUUCACAGAGCAGCUACAAGUAAGAGAGGUGAACUUAAGCGUGAGUCCACGAAGCAGUUAUUUUAAUGGUUAUUAUAUUCUAAAUCAUAAACUGAAACGGGGAACGUGACUGUAAAUACCACUCCAAAAACAGUAAAAAAAAGACAGAGCAGUUCAUUCCAGUUUCAGCCUAAUAAAGUGAUAGAGUUUGUAUUAGAUGUUUCCAUCAGAAUUUCAAAGUGAAUUUACUUGUGUGCAAUUGUCCAACACCCAAUCCAAGGCAGAUGUUUCUAAAUGACUGCUGCAAUCUCUGCCAGCCCCCACAUUUUGCAGCUAGUGAUGACUUGAAUUAAUCAUUUACAUAUAAGAAUGAUAGUUUUGUUUUGCAGCCAAGGUGCAGAUUGCAACUGUUUCCACAUGCCUCGUUGCAGAUUCAAACCUGGCAAUUUGCAUUUUCCCUUCUGUUUGCAUGUUGAAAUAGUAAACUCGCUAAGGCCUAGCGUUUUUAUGAAGGCAACAAAUUUUUAUGUGCAGUGUUUCUACUUGUUAACUUUCAAAAUUGAGAAUCAGUAUUCAAGUCACAUAAAUUCACACUAAUUGAAAUAGUGAUGUUUAGUUGUGGAUGAUGCUUGUUCAAUAUCAUCACUUAAUUGCAGAAAAUUACACACACACAGGCUUGGAUUGAAUCAACAUUUGCCAUUAACUUUGCCUUAUCAUUAAAUGCCUUUGCCAAACAGUUUGGAAAAUCCAUUUUUCCGAUUACAAAACUACCCAAACUGUCUGUGAAGGAAGACUUGCAUUAAAUAGUGUCAAAUUUAAGGACAAAUGUUGAUCGAAUUCAGUCCACAAACACACAAUGAAGGCAUGUCACUGUAUUUUUGUUUGUGGUAGAACACUUACUGUGCAAUGUGGUCUGUGUGGUGCCGUGUUGGAUUAUAGUGUUGUGGUGCACAGAAUCAAAUAAUUAAUAUAUUAUAUAUGUUACCUUUAAUGUGUAACAUUUGAAAGAGCCCUUCUAAAUAAAGUCACUUUUGGACAAA